Messenger RNA from Xyrauchen texanus (razorback sucker), 1080 nucleotides. RefSeq names its product U7 snRNA-associated Sm-like protein LSm11. Gene Ontology annotation, biological process: mRNA 3'-end processing by stem-loop binding and cleavage. The record is from RefSeq and is a predicted model, not a curated record. The transcript is spliced from 4 exons. Gene Ontology annotation, molecular function: U7 snRNA binding. NCBI's taxonomy places the organism in Eukaryota, Metazoa, Chordata, Actinopteri, Cypriniformes, Catostomidae. Gene Ontology annotation, cellular component: U7 snRNP. Bases 6 to 1022 code for a protein of 338 amino acids.
CAAACAUGGAGGAGGAUGAGAGGAGAAAGUUGGAAAGUGAGCCCCGGUCAGACAGUCAUCAGCCGGCACUUCCACUCACAUCUGACCAGCAAACGACAAACGAGAUCAGCGGUCAAAACUCAGAUACUGACGAAGAUGAACUCGAAACUAAACUGGAUAUAAGUUCGGAUAAGUUUGACCCACUGCUUGCCUUGUAUUCCCCACAAGUGCCUUUACCUUACCCGAAAAUAAAGUGCUUUAACAACAUCGCCGAAUACGAGAGUUUUAUGAAAGGUGGUCGAGGCAGGGCCAAACCUGAAAAUGUGGAGAAAAGACUAAGAAAAGCACAGAAAGGUAAACCAGACCUGGAGAGGAUAGAGAGAUUGAAGAAACUCAUGGUGAACAACCCGGUUGAGGAGGGAGAGGGCAGCGGGGUGAAACGACAUCCUCGACAGCGAAGAGUUCCCAAAAAUGUGCUUACAAGAAUGCCACUGCUUGCAGGCAGUCCAUUAGGGGAGCUCAACAGGUGUGUCCAGGAGAAAAUCAGAGUCAAAGUUCACAUCCGAACAUUUAAAGGGCUCCGGGGAGUUUGUUCUGGCUUUGUGGUGGCAUUUGAUAAGUUCUGGAACCUGGCAAUGGUGGAUGUGGAUGAAACAUACAGGGAGCCCCUAUUGGGACAGGCUCUCUACCAUGAGAAAGCACUUACUGUCACAAGGCUGUUUGAAAAGCUUAACAUGCAAGAGACUGUUGCUCUCAGUGCGAUUGAGAGAAAGGCAGAGGAGAACCCUUCAAAGCCAGACCACCAUGGUAGCGUGCCUCAAUAUCACACCAGAGAACGAACCAGGAGAAGCACUGACCCCAAAUAUACACAGGAAAGACCCACUCUCUCCAGGGAAAGCCAGUUAGUCAUGAGUACAUCAAAAGUGACACAAAAAUCUGAUACCAAGCCUAAGGUGGAGUACGGAAGAGUGCACACACGUCAUGUCAAUCAGCUUUUUGUACGAGGGGAAAAUGUGAUUCUCGUAAAUAUGCAAAAGGACUAAAGGCUUCUUAGAUAAUAUGUUAGUCGUCUUUUUAGUGAGCACCCAGAAAGGAUUUACA